AUGGCAGACGCUCACCCCGAUACUCCUGUCCUAGAGCAAUGGAACGCACAAGAGAGAAAACUCCAGGAGAUCAUCGAUGAUGUACGCAGUCACGGACUGGACCUCGACUUGGAUCUUCCACAAAUCGUCCUCUUGGGCAACAGGAACUCAGGAAAGACUUCCAUAGUAGAGGCUAUAGUCCGAAUGAGAUUCACAACUCGCCGCACAAACUUCCCAGUUGAAUGGGUCCUGCGUACCACAGAGAGUAGUGAAAUCAAAGUCAAGGUAUGCCACACAUCAACGUCGACCUGCGGAGUCGAGAAAUUGCCAUCAUAUACCAAGGAGGGCGUUGUGUCAAGUUCAUACACCAAAGUCUUCAAUGAAGCUACACAAGUAAUCCAAGAAGCUCUGCAAGGCGGUGCGACUAUCUCUGAAGACACCUUGCAGGUGAGAAUUUGCCGAGCAUACCUCUAUGAAAUUAACUUCAUAAUGAUCGAACUUCCUCGGUUAGACAACUCCGAACAAGCAGAGCACUCUGCCGCCGAUCGAGCUCUUGUGGAAAGCCUAGCCAACCGUUACAUGUCAAACCAGAACGCCAUUAUUGUGCUGGUUGUAUCUGCACAAGACCAAACUGCUGUGCAAGAACUCCUUCAACUUGCCAAGCUCCACGAUAGAAACCAAAUCCGGACACUCGGAGUUAUCACGAAGCCAGAUCUUCUCAAACCAGGAUCUGAGGAGGAAGCGAACAUUAUUCGGCUAGUUGAGAAUCUGAACCAGUCUGCUCGGCUGCCAUUGGGUUGGCAUGUGCUUCGAAAUUCUGAGUCUGUGGAGAGGUGUCUGGGAAAAGAUGAAAGAGAUAAAAGGGAGCGGGAAUUUUUCAACGCUACUUCCUGGUCUUCAGUACCUCCAGAGAAUAAAGGCAUCGGUACGCUACGAGGAAGAUUGAGUCGUAUUCUCAUGACUCGCGCCAAAAGGAACUUGAAGAGCCUCAUUGACGGAUUUGAAAUCACAUUGAGCGAGAGACAGUUUCUUCGCAAACAGCUUGGAGAACCGCGAGAGGGCCCAAAAGAAAGACAGGCAUACCUCAACAAUAUUGCAUCCCAGUUUCAGGCCGUGUCACUACAGGCCCUGAAUGGCAAUUACUUGCACGACUUCUUCGGCCGUUUAGAUCUCGACGACACAGGCAUGGCAUAUGCACAAAUUCGAGUUCGCAAACUGCGAGUACUCAUCCGUGAUCUGAACCGCACCUUCGCCUUUAUUCUACAGACCAAGGGCCACGCAUACGAGGUGCUUCCAAAAGGUGUCAGUAUCGACGAUUAUACACGCCAGCACAAUCAGAAAAGUCCUUGUCCCGCUUUUGCUGCCAGUCUCCACAACCUGAUGCGCCUCUACCCAACCGAGGACCCCAAACUUAUGACUUUCCAAGAUACGGUCAAGAAAUUGGACAAUGAGUUUGUAGUCGGCCAAGGAAUUGAAUUUCUGGGCACAUCAAACGAUCAAUUGGCAGCGGAAUUCUUCCGGCACCGAGCCCGCCCUUGGGGGGCUAUUGCACGAUCCCAUGCCCAGAUUGCCAGUCAAAUGGCUCGAACAUUUGUUAACGAGCUUUUCAGCCACCUUAUUCCAAAGAACAACAGAACCCGCGAGACGAUUCUAAAUGAGGUCGUAGAACACUUCUUUGAGACCAAGGCCUUGGUACUGGAAAGGAAGAUCGAGGAACUUCUCCACCACUACCAACAUGGACACCCCCCGUCACUGGAUUUGGGACUCGGAACAGUUCUCACAGAUCGACAACGAAGGUUGAUAGAGAAAGAAUUCUUGAAGCGCCUCCUGGAAACUCAGCCAGGCCUUUUCACGGACACUGCGCGGGAGAACCUUGGCGGCAACGUGAAUUCUAAACCUGAAAGCAAAUUUGAUGCUGAAGACUUUUUCGACAAGGCCAGAGCAUACUACCAGACCUCACUGCACACGUUCACCGACAACAUGAUCGUCUUGGUUAUUGAAAACUGUCUCAUCGAGGAUCUUCCCAACAUCUUCACCCUUCAGUUCGUCGGCCAAAUGGAUGAUCAAGAGCUUGAGAAAUUUGCAGCUGAGUCAAACGAAAUCAUUAAGCAAAGAUCGGUGUUGCGUGAUGAAUGCGAAGCCCUGGAAAGAGGACUCGAUUUCUUCCGCAGGUAUAAGGAUCCUAAGCGCAAGAGGACUUCUUUCAAUGAACUGGACAGUCUUUCUCCAUCUUCCACUGCAAGGCCUGGUAAACGUCGCAGGCUUGCACCGGAAACAAUAUGGGAGGCUUUGCAAAAGCCUCAAAUUGUCCCACCGCAGUCAUCUGUUUCGAAACAGAUUCAGUGA
Messenger RNA from Pestalotiopsis fici W106-1, 2325 nucleotides. RefSeq lists its product as uncharacterized. Gene Ontology annotation, cellular component: microtubule; membrane; cytoplasm. The transcript has 3 exons. Lineage: Eukaryota; Fungi; Ascomycota; Sordariomycetes; Amphisphaeriales; Sporocadaceae. The record is from RefSeq and is a predicted model, not a curated record. The coding region runs from base 1 to 2325 and encodes 774 amino acids. Gene Ontology annotation, molecular function: GTP binding; GTPase activity; microtubule binding.